AUGGCAACACUUCUCUAUAUUCAUAUUAUAUUCUGCCAAAUUAUCAAUUUUACCAUUCUUUAUGAAAAAUUCGACAAAACAUCUUCACCCAAAUUAACACAAUUCGUGAUUUCAAAAAUAUUAGACGAGUACAAUGCUAUUUAUUCGCCGUUGGGAAUAGAAAUGAGACUGGAUUCAAUCUUAUCGUACAAUGACUAUUCAUUACUACCCGAAUACAAAGCAUUCACUAAUCUUGUUGGAAAUGAUGAUGUGAAAAAUAAAGCGACUGCACUCGAAAGCAUCGAUAAUAAUCUGAUAGUUUUAUUUUCGGCUAUGAAAAAGGCUGAAAGUAGCAGCGCUAACCGGCUAAGCUUUUGUAAGGGUCGAUACUUUGUAAACCUCAAUGAUGCUAAUGUUUUUGAGGACAUUCUCAAUUCUUCACUGAGAGCAAUUAGGGAAUGGAUAGGUGCAGUAUUAAAGCUUAAGAUUCCAGAAUUCCAUGAGCUCGAAAAUUUUAAGUUGAAAGAUGAUGUAAACGAUCAGACAUUAAAUGAUGCAUUUGAAUGCUAUGACAAAGGCUUUGAUGAGAGCUAUGCCAGAAAAACAAAAACGUCAGUUAGAGAUUACCAUGUAAGUCGAAGAAAUCAGAAUGUUAGAAUGUUAGAUCAAAAUAAACGAUUUCAACAAAUGAGAAACAAAGUGCAUGUCUCUUCCAGCGGCAAAUUUGGAGGUCUGUUUUCAGUCCGAGAGCUACACAAAAGCGCGAAUGAUAGCAGCAACCAUUCCCCUUUAAAAACACUUGAUACAUCAAGUAAAGAUGAGAACCUUCCCAAAAGAUUUACUUUUCCAAGUGAGUCCACAAUCUUAACAGACUAG
Molecule: messenger RNA, 855 nt
Organism: Vittaforma corneae ATCC 50505
Lineage: Eukaryota; Fungi; Microsporidia; Nosematidae
Exons: 1
Coding region: 1-855 (284 amino acids)
Source: RefSeq, a predicted model, not a curated record